This is a messenger RNA of Chrysochloris asiatica (Cape golden mole), 1593 nucleotides long. It is a transcript of the gene SLC29A4, whose product is annotated as solute carrier family 29 (equilibrative nucleoside transporter), member 4. The record is from RefSeq and is a predicted model, not a curated record. Gene Ontology annotation, biological process: nucleoside transmembrane transport. The coding region runs from base 2 to 1585 and encodes 527 amino acids. Lineage: Eukaryota; Metazoa; Chordata; Mammalia; Afrosoricida; Chrysochloridae. Gene Ontology annotation, cellular component: plasma membrane. The transcript is spliced from 10 exons. Gene Ontology annotation, molecular function: monoamine transmembrane transporter activity; nucleoside transmembrane transporter activity.
CAUGGGCUCUGUUGGAAGCCAACGCCUCAAGGAGCCCAACAUGGCGGCCACUCCUGACAGGAGCAUGGUCAUGAGCUUCAGCUUCGACAGUUACCAGCUGGAAGAGGAGGUGGUGGCAGGUGAGGGCCAGAGUGGGAGAGCCAGAGGAAUCCCACCCUUCAUGGACCCUGAGAUGGAGGAACCUGUCCCAGAUGACCGCUACCAUGCAAUCUACUUUGCAAUGCUACUGGCUGGUGUGGGUUUCCUGCUGCCAUACAACAGCUUCAUCACCGAUGUGGACUACCUGCAUCACAAGUACCCAGGGACCUCCAUUGUGUUCGACAUGAGCCUCACUUACAUCUUGGUGGCCCUGGUGGCUGUGCUUCUGAACAAUGUCCUGGUGGAGAGAUUGAGCCUGCACACCAGGAUCACUGCAGGCUACCUCUUAGCCUUGGGUCCCCUCCUCUUUAUCAGCAUCUGUGACGUGUGGCUGCAGCUCUUCUCCCAUGACCAGGCUUAUGCCAUCAAUCUGGCUGCUGUGGGUACUGUGGCCUUCGGCUGCACAGUGCAGCAAUCGAGCUUCUACGGGUACACAGGGAUGCUGCCCAAGAGGUACACGCAGGGGGUGAUGACAGGGGAGAGCACAGCAGGCGUGAUGAUCUCCUUGAGCCGCAUCCUCACCAAGCUCCUGCUGCCAGACGAACGGGCCAGCACGCUCAUCUUCUUCCUGGUCUCCGUGGGCCUGGAACUGCUCUGCUUCCUGCUACAUCUGCUGGUGCGACGCAGCCGCUUUGUGCUCUACCACACCACCCGGCCUCGCGACAGCCGCAGGCACCACCCGGGCUCCGGGUACCGUGUGCACCACGAUGUGGCCACCGGGGAUGUCCACUUUGAGCACCAAGCCUCAGCCCUGGCCAGCAGCGGGUCCCCAAAGGACAGCCCAUCACAUGAGGUGGCCAGCGAUGGGGGAGGGGCCUAUGUGCGCUUCGACGUGCCUCAGCCCAGAGUCAAGAGGAGCUGGCCCACCUUCAGAGCUCUGCUGCUGCACCGCUACGUGGUGGCUCGUGUCAUCUGGGCCGACAUGCUCUCCAUCGCUGUCACCUACCUCAUCACGCUGUGCCUGUUCCCCGGUCUAGAGUCCGAGAUCCGUCACUGUGUUCUGGGCGAAUGGCUGCCCAUCCUCAUCAUGGCUGUGUUCAACCUCUCCGACUUCGUGGGCAAGAUCCUGGCAGCUCUGCCUGUGGACUGGAGGGGUACCCACCUGCUGGUCUGCUCCUGUCUGCGUGUGAUCUUCAUCCCCCUCUUCAUCCUCUGCGUCUACCCCAGUGGCACGCCCACCCUCCGCCACCCAGCCUGGCCCUGCGUCUUCUCCCUGCUCAUGGGCAUCAGCAAUGGCUACUUUGGCAGUGUGCCCAUGAUCCUUGCAGCUGGCAAAGUGAGCCCCAAGCAGCGGGAGCUAGCAGGGAACACCAUGACCGUGUCCUACAUGACAGGACUGACCCUGGGCUCCGCCGUGGCCUACUGCACUUACAGCCUCACGCGGGACGCCCCCAGCAGCUGCUUCCACACCGAUACCACCAACGGCUCCCUCCCCAGCAGCCUCUGACCAGGCCC